AUUACUUCCUAUAGGAGCACCAUUUGGGUUGUGUCUUUAUGGAAAGCCAGAGAUAUAACAAUCAUCAGGAAUUUACCCCUAUAAUUUGAACCUGGAUCUCUAUACUCGGUUCCUUUGUUUCUGAAUAAUUUAUUUGGUUCAUUUUAAGGCUAAUUUUGCACUGUGAUCAGAGAUGUGCGAAGUCCUUGGUUUUGUCUGAGCCGUUGGCAAGAUGGCAGACGAUUGUUAUGCAUAAUCGCAUCAUCUGUUGUGCAGCUGUAUUCAUCAUCCUUUUUACAGUUCUGAUUCUUCUCUCUGGUUUGUUCUUUUACCUUGGAAUGUUACUGAAAAGAAUUGAUUGAAAUUACAUAAGAACUAAACCUUAGGAAGUGAAAUAGCACAACCAAUUUCAAGAUGUUGGCCCAGAUAUUGAAGGAGAUGUAUGUAGACCCAGAUCUUCUGGCUGAACUACCAGAAGAACAAAAACAGAUUUUAUUUGUGAAGAUGAGAGAGGAGCAAGUGAGACGAUACAAUGAAUGGGAAAAGGAGCUUGAGGAACAAGUAAAUAAUGUAAUCAAACCCAAAAAAGCCCAUGCUAAGAGUGUCCAUUAUUUGAUGGCAAAAGAUGGCAAUCCAUGGGUGUGGGUCAUGGAAGAUGACAUAGAUUUGGAAAAAAUACGAAAAGAACAAGAGAUGAGAGAGGAUCAACUUGCAGAGCAGAAAGCUAUGGAACAAGCUCACAAAGAAGCAGAAGAACUACUGAGAAAAGAACAAGAAAGGUUGGAAGAAGAGGAACGAAGGCUUAAAGAAGAACAAGAACGACUCGAGAGAGAGGGAGCCGAAAAAGAAGCAAAAAUGAAGAAACUACAAGAGGAAGCAAGACAGUUAGCCAUUAAAGCUGCUGAGGAUAAAAAAAGAUUAGAGGAAGAAAAGAGACAAGCUGAAAGAAAGAAGCGAGAAGAGAGACGUAAAUUGGAGGAGGAACGAAAACGAGAACAAGAAGCCCGACGAAAAGCAGAAGAAGAAAAAGCGGCUAAAGCCAAAGCAGAGAUGGAAGAGAGGAUGCGAAAAUUAGAAGAGAGAAAAAGAGAAGCCGAGAGAAAAGCGGAGGAAAAGCGACGAGAACAUCUCAAAGAAUUAGAAAAGAAAAGACAGGAAGAAGAAAUGCGGAAAUUGGAAGCUCAAAGAAAAGAAGAACUCCGAAAAUAUGAAGAAAUGAAGAAAGCGGAAGAACUUGCUCGGCAGAAAGAAGAAGAAGAGAGGAGACUGCAGCAGGAAAAAGAAGACAGACUCAGGAGGGAGAAGGAAGAGGAAGAACGACUUCAACGGGAAAAGGAAGAAAAAAGGAGACGAGAGGAGGAAGCCAGGCUAAAGCAGAUAGAAGAAGAGCGGCGAAUCUUAGAAGAACAACGAAAAUUAGAAGAAGAAAGAAGAGAAAAAGAUAGACAACGAAGAGAGGAACUUAAAAGAUUACGGGAACAGCGGUUAGCGGAAAAACAGAAGCGGGAAGAAGAAUUGGUUCAACAGGAGAAACGAAGAGCACAGGAGAUCUACCUCAGUCUUAAAACAGUACGAGAAGAAGACAAAAAGAAGGAAGAAGAGGAACAAAAGAAGGUUGACGAAGCGUGGAAGGUUAGCGAAUUAAAAGCUAAAGAAGCAGAGAAAGAAAGAAGAAACUCCGUUAGUUUGGCUCGUCGGGAGGUGUUAAGAGAACGAAUUAUAGCGGCGAAGAGGAGAAAUACGUUGGGAAAAACAAUAACAAUAGAAGCUCCUCCUACGCCUUCUCCGACUCUUUCUACUCAUCGUGGUUCGAUAUCCAUGAAACCAAAUCGAGCACCACCGCCGGUACCUAACCAUCCACCGCCACCAAUCCCAAACAAGCCUGCCCUGGCUAAGACUCGAUCUACAUCUCCACCACCUCGUCCUCCUCCUCCUCGUCGAGUAUCAUUGAAUGCUGCAACACUUCCUAUCCAAUCCGGUGAUAGACCAGAACGACCCCAGAGAAACAGAAAGCCAAGAUCACGAGUCGAUGUUAUUGAAUGGUUCCGAGAAGAAGAGUUUCCAAAGAGAGCGUGUUAUGUGGGGGAUUCGGUUUUGCCUUACUUUCAUGGUAUUGUGUCUCGACAAGAAGCAGAAGAAAUUCUGCUGGACAAGCCGGUAGGUUCAUUCUUGGUUCGUGUUAGCGAACGUGUGUGGGGAUAUACAAUCUCUUAUCGUUCCCAGGAACGCUGCAAGCACUACCUGAUCGACACCAGCGAGAAUACCUACCAGUUCUUUGGACACAAUCAAAUUGCACAUCCCACAUUGAAUGAUCUUAUCGAGUUCCACAAGGUUCGUCCGAUCUCGGGCCAAGGCCAGGAAUUAUUGCAGCAUCCGUGCGGGCAGGCAAGGGAUCCACCAGAUUACGAAGAACUUUUAAAACCACCUGAUAAUAAAGAGAUGACUUAUCUUUGAUCAUCGAAAUGUAGUGAAGAUAUUUCCUCUAAGAUUCGAUUAAUUUUAUAAAAAAUUAUUUUGCUUCAAGACAUAAAUCACUUCCGGUAUUCACUUUACUUCCGGCGUAAUCCACGGUCACUUCCGGUACGUACCUCACUUCCGGAAUGUUUAUUUUUUUAGUAACCUUUCGGUAAGAACUAAAAGGAGCCAUUUUACUUUCAUAUUUCAGGAAGCAUAUUUAUAUAUGCAUAAUGCGCACAGUUCCUCGCUAGAUGAUCAGCAUAAGCUCCUGAGAAAUAUUUCUAUUUCCAAGCUUUUUUUUAUUUACGAUUGAGAUAAAAGAUAAAUAUUUUCUUUUGUUGCUCGAGAGAUAAAUCUAAAUAAUUAGUUUCAAGAUGACGCGAGCGCAAAAUGCGCGCCUCACUAAGGUGAAAAGACAAACGAUUUAUCGUUUAUUAGCCAUUUAAAGGUUGGGAAAAACUGGAUUGGGUUGGCAUCGUAGUGCAUUGCGGGGCUGUUUUGGAGCUGCCAUCUUGGAAAUAUAUCCCCUAAGACAGUCCCAAAAUGCACUGCACUGCUAACUUGACCCAGUGUUUUCCUUAUCCUCGGAAUGGCUAAUUAAAUCUGCACAAUGUUGUAUAUUGUUAUGAGAUGGUUAAGGAUUUUCUUGUUAGUUUUUUGCCCAGUUUCACAGCCUGAAUUCAUUCUGUUUCCCAUUUUUGAUCUCCAUCAUCAAGUGACGGAUUACAAGAAAAAGCAUUCUCAUUUAAACUGCAUUGAUUCGCUAAUUCAAUAUUUUCAAGGGAAUUGUUAAAUUAAGAAAUACUUCUUGAUUUGAGAGUUUUAUACUUCGGAUAUGUUAAUGACUGUGACGCCAUGCAAGGCUUCAUUAAUAACUAUGCGAACAUUUAACUGGUUUGCAGAAACUGUAUUUGAAAUUAUCAUUUUACUCAUGGCUUACCAUGAAGGUUAUUUUAAAUUUGUUUUCUCAUAAUGGCCAACAUUUAGUGUUACUAGUUACAACCAUAGUUAAUAGAGCAAUAGGUUUCCAAACCAUUCCACUGCAUUGAAUAUGUCACAACAAAUACACUCAAAUGCAUUACGUGCUUUCACAGUCCUUGACAAGUAUAAACCUUCAACAUUCAAAGCAACAAAUAUUUUACAAUGUAUUUUUUAACUUUGUGUAAAAGCAAUACUGAUACUAUAACAGUGCGACUACACAACCAAGGCCACCUAUACAAAUUUGCGUACAAAUUAGCCAAUCACGAUCGAGUAUUCAAACAAUAGAAUCUGUACAAUUUUGAACAUUGUCCCUUCAAAAGCAUAGGUUUUUCUUUAUACGUGUGUGUGUAUGAUCAGGAGUGAACAUUCCAGAAUUCGCCACCAUCCUACUAUAUUCAGCAUCAAAAACGCGAUUUGUGAAUUUGAUUUCAAAUUCAUUUGGGUGGCUUUGGUUAAUGUAGUCGCACUGUAUAUGGAGGUCUUUAAAUAAUCAAAUGUGUCCAAUUCGUCGUUUCUUGACGGAGCCCAUUGGGAAUACAGAUAUAAUGAAACCUUUCUCCUAGGCCUUACCCAAAAUAACAUGGAUCCUACUUCAGUUUCAGUUUAGUCGAUCAUAUUUAUGUUACUGAAUUAAGCCUUAUUUUUAAACACAGAUGCUAUAACAGAAGUAUUGAUCAUUGAUCAUGAAAAUAUCUUUGUCUAUUAAUACAACUUUCACUCUUUACUAAACAAACUAAUAAUCAUAUAGAUUAAACAUAUGAUAUUAA
Actinia tenebrosa (Australian red waratah sea anemone) is the source of this 4184-nucleotide messenger RNA. RefSeq lists its product as uncharacterized. The record is from RefSeq and is a predicted model, not a curated record. Lineage: Eukaryota; Metazoa; Cnidaria; Anthozoa; Actiniaria; Actiniidae. Gene Ontology annotation, cellular component: cytoplasm.